Nematostella vectensis (starlet sea anemone) is the source of this 1199-nucleotide messenger RNA. RefSeq lists its product as uncharacterized. Gene Ontology annotation, molecular function: oligosaccharide binding. The transcript has 2 exons. The record is from RefSeq and is a predicted model, not a curated record. Lineage: Eukaryota; Metazoa; Cnidaria; Anthozoa; Actiniaria; Edwardsiidae. The coding region runs from base 1 to 1023 and encodes 340 amino acids.
AUGUGUGCCGAUUUCCGUGCAAGAAUGGUAGUUCUUACUUUGUUUCGAUUCUUUAGCCUCUUUCUCUUCCUCUCGCUGAUGGUGCAGGGAAACACCAAGCAAGACAUGCACCAAGUUUACCGUAACAGCAUUCCCUCACUUGCCUACCCCGACAAGAAGCUCAAAGGCUCCGCUAUCAAGGCCGUGCCAUCUCCGAGCCUCGUCUCGUGUGCCCAGGAGUGUCUGAAGCUCUUCCCGCGCUGCAAGUCGUACAAUUAUAUCACCACUUCUAUGAUUUGCGAGUUGAACAGCAUCGGAGUGUCGGGAUCAUUGAUCGAACAACUCGAGCAAAUGGAGCCCGCCUCGAAGACAGUGUUUACUCAAGUACUGGACCAAGCGAUGCUGUUCAAGCAAUGUAGCGACCACUUCAAGUACGGCGUGACGCAAAACGGCCUUUACUACCUACAAGAUACUCAUCACAACUGGUACUCAGUCUACUGCGACUUCACAUCAGAGGCCGGGAAGGCCUGGACACUGGUUUUAUCUUUUAGCUACGCAAACCGCGUUAAACCCGAGUUCUCCUCAAUCCCCUUCUUCAAUGACUCCACCUUCUCAGAAGAUAGCCCUAACUGGGAGGCGUACAGACUUUCUAAACCAAGAAUGGAGUCGCUACAAAAUGCGUCAACAUACUGGCGAGUCACCUGUGACUUCGCCUCCAAUGCAAUCGAUUAUACAGAUUAUUUAAGAGCAAGAAUAAGCGAGCUCGAUUUGCUGACAUUCCAGGGUCUAAAUAAGUGCGGUAAAGUUGAGUACAUCAAUGUAAUGGGCCAUAACUGCACAGGGUGCACAGUGCCAUUCUUCCAGGAGAAUUGGAUGAUGCUUCAUCAUGACAGCUCACUUAAUUCCAAAUGCGAAUUUCUUCCAACUAAUGGUAGUGUGGAAAGUCAAGACAACUUUGGAUUAUAUCAGUAUGCAAACUCAAAUUUUCGGUGCACUGCAUCUUAUGAGGCGACGACCAAUUACUGGUUUGGAACGAAGAUAUAAAGAAAUUGGCCGCACCUUCAUCCAUUGAGGAUGAGAAAAUUGAUGCGUGUGUCCUAAAAGACGUAUAAAUAACACAACGACGACAACGACGACGUCCAGCUUUCUUUUUUUUUUUCGUGAUUCAACUGCAAAGUUUCUAAGCAAUGUGCAAAUAAAUGGCAAACCUCGCGUACAAG